This is a messenger RNA of Fusarium redolens, 2188 nucleotides long. RefSeq names its product glycoside hydrolase. The coding region runs from base 168 to 1970 and encodes 600 amino acids. The record is from RefSeq and is a predicted model, not a curated record. Gene Ontology annotation, molecular function: hydrolase activity, hydrolyzing O-glycosyl compounds. Lineage: Eukaryota; Fungi; Ascomycota; Sordariomycetes; Hypocreales; Nectriaceae. The transcript has a single exon.
CACGCAAUGAGGCCUCUAGACAUGUGGCUAUGUUUAAUAUGUCGCUUCAUCCUAGAACUAUAUAGAACGGCUUGAAUGAUGCCGAUGUUUUGCUAAAGAAGCACGAGCUAAUGGGAUCAUACCCCUCAACGCUGAUAUUAUCGCAUAUCUAAUCGUUAGUCACAAACAUGGUGCUGAAAUGCUGGAAAUUCUUCAGCGUUCUCGCAGCAGCCCGACUCUGCGAACUGAAAGAACCUAAAUCCGAUAUCACGACAUGGUGGCACGAUAACUCAGUCAUCAACACCAAUACCUCGGUGGCGGCUGACGAGGUGCGGCGUUCACGACGAUACAACGUCUCUGUCUCCCUCGCGGAUCAAGAUGAUUUCCUCCCCUCCUUUGUCUACGAGUCUAUUCCCCGAAAUGGAAAUGGGAAGAUGUUCGACCCAGCUCAGCCUGGGAAGGAGUACGACUUUACGGAUGGCGACGGGAUUACCAUUGAGGCUGACGAGGGCAUCAACAUGGCUUGGACGCAGUUCAUCUACCGCAAAAACGUCGAUGUUCGGAUUGUUACUACCGACGGAUCCUCGAUUGGACCCGCUUCCAACGUUGUCAUUCGCCCUGUUGAUCUCGGUCUCAAAGUGAAGAGUCCGAAAGAUGAUACUGUUUUGAUUCGAGUACCAUUUCAGAAAUCUGGGGCGAGAUUCUCUGUCGAGUUUCAGGAUGAUCUCUUCACAUAUAGGUCCAACGGCGACGAUUAUGUGAAGGAUGGUGGUGUCAUUGUGAGUGAAGAGCCCAGAAAUGGUCUCAUCAUCUUCGCCAGCCCACCUCUCCCCAAAGACCUCGUUCCGUCCAAGACAUCCAGUAAUGUCCAAGUCAUCCACCCAGGCAAGAUGACGCAACGCACCUUUGGGUCCAAACCAACCAUCAUCUUCGAAUCGGGCAUCCAUUGGAUAGAGAAGGAUGGCGUUCCUGGCAAGGAUCAUAUCAAGCUUCACCCGAACACUGACUAUGUAUAUUUCGAGCCAGGCGCGUACGUCAAAGCAGCGCUAGAAUACACCACGCAACACCCCACUUUCCAUACCGUCGGCCAUGGCGUACUGUCCGGCGAGAACUAUGUAUACAUGGCAAAUACAGUCAAGAACUACACCGCUGUGAAGGACGACCGGUAUAGUCUUCGCAUGUUCUGGCACCAGUCCGUCACAGACAACCAGACAUGGUAUUGCAUUGGUCCAACACUGAACUCGCCGCCUUUCAACACCAUGGAUCUCUAUCCUAUGGACAGCACUCCUCACGAGGAAGACAACAAAGUCAGCGCACAUAUCCGCGAUUAUAAACAAGUUGGUGCAUAUUACUUCCAAACCGACGGAACACAGAUGUACAAAGGCUCAGUUCGAGAUGUCUUCUGGCACGUCAACGAUGAUGCUAUAAAGCUAUAUCACUCAGGAGCCCAACUUCACGGUCUGACGAUCUGGAAAGCUCGCAAUAACGCGAUCAUCCAGAUGGGCUGGAAACCGCGUAACGUAAGCAGUGUUUCUGUUAGUAAACUUCGCAUCAUUCAUAAUCGGUGGAUUAAGCCCGAUGCGUAUGUUCCGUCGGCUAUUCUGGGUGCAUCACCGUUCUACGGUGAUCCAAAAGAGAUCGACACUGAUCGGACGAUGCAUAUCAAAAUUGACGAUGUUAGUUGCGAGGGGAUUUGUGCAGCGCUCAUGACAAUUGCUCCGAUGCAGAACUUCGACUUGGAAAUCUCUAAUGUGCAUUUUGAGACGUUGCAUAAAGACGCCGAACUGAGACUUGGGAGAAGCGUCGUAGGUUUGGACGAGGGGGAGGGAAUGGAUAAUUACACUCCUGGACAAGGAAACCUGACGCUGGGUAUUCAUAUCAAGAAUUGGACCAUUGGUGAAGAGAGAGUUGAUAGGAAGAAUGCGGGCGAGGAUGGGCUGGGCCAGUUGAAGAUCAAUCCCACGUUUGAUGGGAAUUGGAGCAUUGAAUGAGCUCACAUCAAGACGCCCUGAGUCCUCGAGGCAAUGUAAGAAAGAUUACCACCUGCAUUCGACUAUGUGUGCAUUGGAGAGACUGUGCCACUCUUGUAAAACAAGAUAGAUUACCUACCGAAAUGAGAAAGUAUAAGAACAGGAAUCAUACAACUAUUUCUCUAAUCCAAUAGGUUCCUAAACCGCUCACGUUCAUGCAAGCAGAUCAUCAAUCUGCA